CGUACUGACUGCGAAGGGACCCAAGAUGGCUGAAUACUCACGGGGGGACCAGUUAGCAAUUAUCUGAGCAAGACGUCGCAAAUGAAUGGCAAAUAGACGUAUGAUGUAAAGUGUUACCUUCAGAUAAUUACGCGACUACGUUUAAUAAGUCUGCAUAAUUUUGGGGAUGCAUGAAUACCAGUAUGGAGAGAGUGGUCUCUCCGCGGCCCCGAGCCAGAACAUGGCGGAACACUUGGGGCAGAAAUAGCGGCUAACGCUAACUAGCUGGCGUAUUAUUCCGACACCAUUGAAAACAUUUGUCAGGGGUUAACACGGUGUUUGUGGGUCGCGGGUGUGAAAUGGUGUUAUCGGUGCUAAACUAUAGUCAUCUUACUUCAGAUAGUUCUGAAUGUUGAUUAUGUGGGGCUGAAGUAGUUAGCGUACUUGCUAACUAGUUUACUCGAUAGGUCUGCUCGCUAGCGUAUCUAGCUAACGUUGCCCUCAAGCGUACAGACUGUACUAAUACAUAGGCAGGGUGUUUUUGUAGUCAGUGGUCGUAAUAUCUUUGCGUAUUCUUCAACCGCAUCAUACAGUUUUCUUUUGGUAGUCGAUAGUGAAUGUCUGUCAUUUGUACGGACAAUUAACACCUUAGCAAACAUUGCCCUCUGCACUGUAAAUUGACUGCUAGCUUGCUACAAUGGUCUGAAACCUGAUUUUGUGUGUUGCGUUGCCUGUAACGCUGAAGCGUAACUUGUGACACAGUUCGUCAAAAUAAUCAUAUACCGUAGCUGAGCCGAUCGUAGACUUUUCCUCUACUCACAUCCAGGUGUAUCACUUGUAAGGUGCCUCAUAUAAGUGUCAACCUGGCUGAUCCUGACUCAUGUAAAGUCAUUACCGUAUUACAGAAGUGUACAGGUGUAAAAAAGAAAAAGUGAACUGAAGUUGUGGCGUCACCAAGUGAGGCAGACAUCCAUUAAUAGCAAAGAAGGUGCCACUACUUGUCAGGAUGACGGAUACUCGCCGACGGGUCAAAGUCUAUACACUCAAUGAGGAAAGACAGUGGGAUGAUCGUGGGACCGGCCACGUCUCCUCGGCUUAUGUGGAGCGACUGAAAGGCACAUCUCUACUAGUGCGAGCAGAGAGCGAUGGUAAGUUAAUGGAAAGUAAUAUAGCUUCUCAUAAAAGUCCUAUUGACAACACAGACCACCCCUGUAAUCCGAUAGGUUCCCUACUGCUGGAAUCAAAAAUCAACCCAAACACUGCAUAUCAGAAACAACAGGAUACAUUGAUAGUAUGGUCAGAGGCAGAAAAUUAUGAUUUGGCACUCAGUUUCCAAGAGAAGGCUGGCUGUGAUGAAAUCUGGGAGAAAAUAUGCCAGGUGCAGGGGAAAGACCCAUCAGUGGACAUCACACAGGAUGUAGUAGAUGAGUCUGAGGAGGAGCGCUUUGAUGACAUGUCGUCACCGGGUCUGGAGUUGCCGCCAUGUGAACUGAACCGCUUGGAGGACCUGGCUGAGCUGGUGGCAUCCUCACUCCCAUCUCCACUGCGACGUGAGAAACUGGCACUCGCUGUGGAGAACGAGGGCUACAUUCGCAAGCUCCUGGAACUAUUCCGUGUCUGUGAGGAUUUAGAGAACCGAGAGGGACUGCACCACCUGUAUGAAAUCAUUAAAGGCAUCUUCCUGCUAAAUCGCACUGCACUCUUUGAGGUUAUGUUCUCUGAUGAGUGCAUCAUGGACGUCAUUGGUUGUCUGGAGUUUGACCCAGCACUCCCACAGCCACGGCGACAUCGGGAGUUUCUCACAAAGACGGCCCGCUUUAAGGAGGUGAUCCCCAUCUCUGAUCCUGAACUGCGUCAGAAAAUACACCAGACAUAUCGGGUGCAGUAUAUUCAGGACAUGGUGCUGCCCACUCCCUCUGUUUUCGAGGAAAACAUGCUGUCCACCCUGCACUCCUUCAUCUUCUUCAACAAGGUGGAGAUUGUGGGCAUGCUACAGGAUGAUGAGAAGUUCCUAACAGACCUCUUUGCACAGCUAACAGAUGAGGCUACUGAUGACGACAAAAGACACGAGCUGGUGAAUUUCCUAAAGGAAUUCUGUGCAUUUUCACAAACGUUACAACCUCAAAACAGAGACGCCUUCUUCAAGACAUUGUCAAACAUGGGCAUUUUACCUGCACUAGAGGUCAUACUGGGAAUGGAUGACGUUCAGGUGCGUGGGGCAGCCACAGAUAUCUUCUCGUAUCUGGUGGAGUACAACCCCUCCAUGGUACGAGAGUUUGUCAUGCAGGAGUCUCAGCAAAAUGAUGAUGACAUCCUCCUGAUCAACCUGAUCAUCGAACACAUGAUCUGCGAUACAGACCCAGAACUAGGUGGGGCGGUGCAGCUGAUGGGCCUGCUACGGACUCUGGUGGACCCAGAGAACAUGCUGGCCACAGCAAAUAAAACGGAGAAGACAGAGUUUCUGAGCUUUUUCUAUAAGCACUGUAUGCACGUCCUCUCAGCUCCACUAUUGGCCAACACCACAGAGGAAAAGCCGAGCAAAGAUGAUUUUCAAACAUCCCAGUUGCUGGCCCUGAUCUUGGAGCUGCUGACAUUUUGCGUUGAGCACCACACGUAUCACAUCAAGAACUACAUCAUCAACAAGGACAUUCUCAGGAGGGUACUGGUGCUCACAGCCUCUCAGCACGCAUUCCUGGCCCUGUGUGCUCUGCGUUUCAUGCGAAGGAUCAUUGGUCUGAAGGAUGAAUUCUACAAUCGCUACAUCAUGAGGAACUUCCUUUUUGAGCCCGUAAUCAAGGCUUUCCUCAACAACGGAUCACGCUACAAUCUCAUGAACUCGGCCAUCAUUGAGAUGUUUGAGUAUGUCCGUGUGGAGGAUGUGAAGUCUCUCACAGCUCAUAUAGUUGAAAACUACUGGAAGGCCCUGGAAGAUGUGGAUUAUGUCCAGACAUUUAAAGGCCUAAAACUGCGGUAUGAACAGCAGAGGGAGAGACAAGACAACCCUAAACUGGAUAGCAUGCGCUCCAUCCUGAGGAACCAUCGCUUCCGCCGUGACGCCCGAACUCUGGAGGAUGAGGAGGAGAUGUGGUUCAACACGGAUGAGGAUGACCUCGAGGACGGUGAGGCAGUGGUUCCUCCCUCUGACAAGAUGAAGACUGAGGAAGACCUCAUGGAACCUAUUAGCAAAUUCAUGGAGAGAAAAAAAUUGAAAGACACAGACGACAAAGAGGUAUUAGGGAAGUCCAGUUUGUCAGGCAGACAGAACCCCAGCUUCAAACUCUCCUUUUCCGGGUCCACAAAAACCAGCCUGUCCAGCCCUCCGUCAUCUGCCUCGUUGAACCCAGGGUCUCCAGGGUCACCAGGGUCUCCAGGCUCAGGGGCACGGAGCUCACCCUCCACCACGACCGUAACCACAAAGGGCGGUUUAGUGGGACUGGUGGACUAUCCCGACGACGACGACGAUGAGGAGGAAGAGGAGGAGGAGGACGGGGAGAGUAAAGAGGAACCUUUACCACCCUCCAAGAAGUCCAAACUGAGCUCCUAAAAGAAGCAUCACUGUCUCAGCUUGUGCUCUGCCUACGAUACGAGAGUAUCCGUGCAUAGACUUCACAUAAGAACGAUCAAAACUUGUAAACAAAUUGAAUGAAUGAGAGCCACCCACUCACCGUCAGCGGGUGGCCCAAAGAGGUGUAGACUGAAUGGAUUCAAAGCCUCCUCUGAAAAGCCCACGACUCGUUCAUACAAGUGCCAAUCAGGAGACCAGGAGUGAAAAACGUCUGCAAAGUGGAACAGAUGUGUAAAUGUUUGGGGGGUGGGGUGGGGGGAGGGGGGGGGGGUUGCACUUGGAAGAUCUUCAGCAGACCUGGAUAGUAUGAGACAGGUUGGCGUUGGAUGAUUUAGCAACUUGGAGGUAAAGACCACAUACAGAAACACACACAAGCAGACUGAAAUCCCAGAGAGCUUGCAGGCUUGGACCAUAACCCACUGCCCCCCGCCCCCCACUCAGGGAAGGACAUCACAGCGGCCCAGAUGGGUCGGCCAAUUCAGACCCCAGACCACCACAACUUGCACCCCCCCCCAGACUCCUUUACUUCUUUUCUCCUCUGCUCUUUCUCACUCCCUUUGUCUGUUGCUUUCUGUCCCUCUUUUUACGUUAGUGUAUAGGACCAGACGGGAGGCAGCAUGUGGCAAAGAGCUGUCCUUGUUGUCGUUUGAUGAUGUCAUCAGUGUCGUCGUUCCUCACCUGACGUUCUUUCUCUGAUGAGAAAAAAAGCCAGCAGUUUCUUCCUUAUUUCCUUUUUCUUUUUUUUCUUUAUUUGUCUCCGUCUUUCUCCUGUUUUUGUAAAUGACAAACAAAAAAGACCUGCCUUUAAAUGUUCAGGAUGUUUUUUCUGUCACACUUGAACUGGUUUUUAAAGACCUCAGUAGGUGAGCUAGUUUUACCCUUUUUGCCCUUUGAAACUGCAGAUUUUUUGGAGAAUUUGUAAUCCCGUCUUGAUUAAAGAUUGAGUGGAAUUCUAGAUGUGAUGAAUUUUGUCAUAUCUUCUCUUUUUUUUUUCUUCUUUUACAUGAGUGUACACUUAGUUGUUCAGAAUAUUUGGGACCAUUAAAAUGAUCUUUGCUGUA
Molecule: messenger RNA, 4605 nt
Organism: Solea solea (common sole)
Lineage: Eukaryota; Metazoa; Chordata; Actinopteri; Pleuronectiformes; Soleidae
Gene: ppp4r3a
Product: SMEK homolog 1, suppressor of mek1 (Dictyostelium)
Exons: 15
Coding region: 986-3523 (845 amino acids)
Biological process (GO): protein dephosphorylation; DNA damage response
Cellular component (GO): protein phosphatase 4 complex; nucleoplasm
Molecular function (GO): protein phosphatase activator activity
Source: RefSeq, a predicted model, not a curated record